AACAUCUCUCUCUCUCCCUCACAGAACUUUUUGUAAUGGCAUUGCUCCUUUCUUACUGCUCUCUUCAACCUCCAUUAUCGUCUUCUUCUUCUGUUCAUUCUUCACAUAUCCAAUCUCUGAGCAAACGAGUUUUCGCUUCUCCUGCCGUAAUUCGAAAUUCAAUUUCCCCGUCUCUCUCUUCAUCUUAUUCCUCCGUUAGUAGCUCCAAUUCGAUUCCUCAGGUCGUCGUAACCCGAGAACGAGGCAAGAACAAUCAAAUCAUCAAAGCUUUGGAGAAACAAGGGAUAUCAUCUUUAGAGCUUCCCUUGAUUCAACAUGCGCGAGGACCUGAUUUCGAUAGGCUUGCUUCUGUAUUAAGUGAUAAGAGCUUUGAUUGGAUCAUCAUAACAUCUCCAGAAGCAGGUUCUGUCUUCCUUGAGGCGUGGAGGGCGGCUAGCUCCCCAAAAGUGCAAAUAGGUGUAGUAGGAGCUGGAACCGCCAGGGUAUUUGAAGAGGCAAUGCAAUCGGCAGAAGGAUUGCUUCAUGUUGCAUUUACACCAUCAAAAGCAACGGGUAAAGUCUUGGCUUCGGAGCUUCCAGAGAAAGUUGGCAAAAGGUCCUCUGUCUUAUACCCGGCUUCUCUAAAAGCAGGCAAUGAUAUUGUGGAAGGGUUAUCCAAACGUGGGUUUGAAGUUGUCAGGCUGAAUACAUACACAACAGUUCCGGUGCAGAGUGUUGAUACGGUGCUUCUGCAACAGGCAGUGUCUGCUCCUGUUCUUUCUGUAGCUUCACCUUCUGCAGUUCGGGCCUGGCUGAAUCUGAUUCAAAACGAGGAGCAAUGGAGCAAUUACGUUGCCUGCAUUGGAGAGACAACUGCUUCAGCUGCAAAACGACUAGGACUGAAAAACGUGUACUACCCAGAACAACCAGGACUUGAAGGGUGGGUCGAGAGCAUCAUGGAAGCUCUAGGUGCUCACGAAGAUUCAAGAAACUCUAGCGGCAGGAAUUGAAUCACACUUGUGCCAUUCUCUCAUAGAUUUUACUCUGGAGGACUUUGAAUUUGGACAGUGCAUGUAAUUUAGAGGACAUGGAAAAAGAAACCAAAUGAUUGUGUUGAGAAAUACUCAAGCCCUUGUAAGAUAUCUCAGAUAGCUUUGGUAGAACAGUAUACACUUAUUAUUUGAAUGCUAACAUCAUAAAACGAAAGACAUGAAAAUAAAAAUCAAUUUUAUGU
This is a messenger RNA of Arabidopsis arenosa, 1213 nucleotides long. Lineage: Eukaryota; Viridiplantae; Streptophyta; Magnoliopsida; Brassicales; Brassicaceae. The record is from the annotation of a GenBank genome assembly.